GUUAACGAUGAAGAAAAUCUAGAGGCAGAUGAGGAAGAUGGAGAGGAAAUUAAUCAAAAGUCGAAGGUCUCUUCCAGGACCUACUUCUAUGACCAUCAACUCGGCGUGAUUAGGAGGGCCUUAAACAAGCGGUCAAUUGAGGAAUGGGAAGUUUACGUGAACUUUGAAUUGAGCUUCAAAUUAGGGUUUGGGUAUGAGGUUAAUGAAUUUAAGCUCGCCAUUGCAUCGGAUGAUUUGCCAGUAGAUGAGAAGAUGCGGAAGAAGUUGAGCGAAGUAAGGAACAUUGAGGAUGCACUUUUAUUGAAGGGGUCGCCAUUGAGGGAAGGUUGGGGAGACUGGUUUGAUAAGAAAAGCGACUUCUUGAGGAGGGAUCGCAUGUUUAGAUCAAAGGAUUGACUAGAGGGGAUAGGUUUGUUGUGAUCAAAGGAUUGAUGAAUGAGUUUAAAAAAAUUCCCAUUCUUGGUUGAAAAAACUCCACCGAUCUUAGGUUCAGAUAACUCCAGAUCAGCAGAAAAUGUCAUCCUGGGUACCCAUAGGCCAUAACAAGGUGAAUGUCGUGGAAGACACUAUUUCGAGCAUGAAAACCUUGGAAUCUGAUUCAGAACUAUUGAGAAUGAAAGGUGAUGUUUUGAGUAAGAUAAGGGAUAUUGAGUUUGGUGAAGGGGAAGUGAAAGCAUGAGAGUUGAAGGGAGGAGUUUAAAGGACAACAAUCACUUACAUAUUGAAAGAGUUGGUGACGAUGAAGCACAGAAACUGGCUCACGUUUCCUCGUUUGAAACUCCAAAUUCCAUUUCUGGGCUCUAUUGAAGAAUGGGGAAACCCGUUUUCCUAAAUAGUUGUGUUUCGGAAGCCUUGAGUUUCCUUUUUUCCUUUUUAAGAUAUUUUGUAAUGGAAAAUAGUGUCUUUUUUAAGAAAAUUUGGUGAACUUUCGUGGUAUUUCUUCGUAG
Messenger RNA from Cuscuta epithymum, 947 nucleotides. Lineage: Eukaryota; Viridiplantae; Streptophyta; Magnoliopsida; Solanales; Convolvulaceae. The record is from the annotation of a GenBank genome assembly.